This is a messenger RNA of Camellia sinensis, 1207 nucleotides long. Lineage: Eukaryota; Viridiplantae; Streptophyta; Magnoliopsida; Ericales; Theaceae. The record is from RefSeq and is a predicted model, not a curated record.
CCUAUAUAAUGCCACUCUGAUUUGUAAUACAAUAUAUCAAUAUAUCAAUCAAUAAUAAUACAUACAAUUUAUUCUCUCUCUUUCUCUAUACAUUAUUUCUUACAGGGUAUCAGAGCUGGUUUAAAACCUAGUAUUUUCGCUUCUCCGGCGGGCGGCAACCUCACCUUAGCCGCCCGCCGGACCUCAACCUAUUCCGCUGAUAAAAUCAACAAAGAUUUGUGCAACUGUAGUCAUGUGUGAGGCUGAUGGAGAAGAAUUCUUCACCUCAUAUGACGAGACAGUCUGGAACUGGAAACACUGCAACAUUCUGCUCUGGAAUUCUGCAGCAGCUAGAUUAUAGCUUGGUUAAGUGCCAAGCUUUGGUUCUUCCACCCACUCUUGAACUUACCCAGCAAAGUGUGAAGGUUCAUGCUUGUGUUGGAGGGACUAGUGUGCGCGAAGAUCAGCGCAUUCUCUCCAGUGGGGUUCAUGUUGUUGUUGGUACUCCUGGUCGCGUGUUUGACAUGUUGCGGAGACAAUCACUUCGCCCUGUUUACAUCAAAAUGUUUGUCUUGGAUGAAGCUGAUGAAAUGCUGUCACGAGGUUUUUAAAAAUCAGAUCUAUGAUAUUUUCCAAUUGCUGCCACCCAAAAUCCAGGUUGGGGUGUUCUCAGUUGCUGCCACCCAAAAUCCAGGUCGGGGUGUUCUCUGCCACAAUGCCACCAGAGGCUCUUGAAAUCACCAGGAAAUUCAUGAAUAAGCCUGGAAAGAGAAAAAACUCAUGCUAGGAUUUGCGAAGUGAUUCGCUGCAGAAAUUUUGGCUUUGGAUGAAACCCUUACCAUACUCCACUCAUUCUCUCCAACUGUUCUAACUUUUUAUUUUUAUUAUUAUUAUUAUUAUAUCAAAUAAUCAAUGCACUCAUGUUCCCCACUAACAGUGUCCACUUUUGACCCAAACCAUUUUCAAUCCAUCAUUUCUCCUUCACCUUUUGCACCCCACUCACCGACUCUCUCUCCACUUUAUCACAUGGGUUUGUCCCUCUCUCUCCUCCAUUUGAUUUCAAAAAUCACUUAUUUUUAUUUAUUUUUUCCAAGUCACUUUUCCUCUUUUUUAAAUACCCCACUUUAUUUUGAAACAAUCGCACUGAUGUUUUUCAUAUAAUCCAUCUAUAAAUAUUUUUUAUCUAUUUUCUUUCUCCCUUGUUUUCUUUCAUUUUAUUUUUAUUUUU